This is a messenger RNA of Ostrea edulis (European flat oyster), 1374 nucleotides long. Its product is annotated as protein ARV1-like. Bases 48 to 791 code for a protein of 247 amino acids. The transcript is spliced from 6 exons. Gene Ontology annotation, cellular component: Golgi apparatus; cortical endoplasmic reticulum. Gene Ontology annotation, biological process: sterol metabolic process; regulation of plasma membrane sterol distribution; intracellular sterol transport. Lineage: Eukaryota; Metazoa; Mollusca; Bivalvia; Ostreida; Ostreidae. The record is from RefSeq and is a predicted model, not a curated record.
ACAUACAUUAUACACAAAGCAAGGAGAUGGGAAAGUUUAUGAACUGAAUGGAGGCAGGAGAAUCGUCGGCUAUGAUUUGUCAUUAUAAGUGUAUCAGCUGUGGUACAGAUGCUAGUAGUAUCUACAAAGACUACAAAAAUGGAAUUAUAAAAAUGGAAUAUUGUGUACAGUGUAGAGAUCUGAUUGACAAAUACGUAGAAUAUGACCCGGUAAUCAUCAGUUUAGAUGUCCUGCUCCUUAAAAGGGAAGCGCUGCGUCAUGUACUGUACAACAGCCAUAUGCAGGGUUACUGGAAGUACGUCAUCUUAUUAGUGAUCUGUGAUGCAUUUGUCAAGUUGGCACUCCAGCGAGCCAAAGGGGAAAUAACUCCAGUUAAUCCAACCUAUAUUAUCUACUCUGCCAUGGAGUGGGGCCUUUAUAAGAACUGGUUACUGGCAGUUGUGGAAUUGACAUCCCUAGUGUUUUUCAUAUGUGUUUUGGUUCUGCUGUUUUCCUUAUUAAUUUCCUCCAAAAGAUCUGCUGGGCCAAACAGCUGUAAAGAUCUCGUGCGAUCUGUUGUACUCUCUACCUUCGGUAAGGUUUUAGUGAUACUAGCUGUAUUGUGGGGAACCAAGAACAGUCAUCUCUACAUCCAACUCAUCAAGGCCUACAUAUGUGCUGCCAAUGUGCAGGCUCUCAGAGUCUGCCUGCCUGGUUGGAGGAUUCCAUCUGUAGCUGCCAUUUCCAUUGUUGGGCAUUUGUCCUCAGCGUAUGUAACUAAUUCUGUUCAACGCUAUUUGUUUGGAAGUUGAUACCGAAAAUCAUUGUCGAAACAAAAGGAAAUCGGACAGUAUGUCUUUGACACGGUUAUCAAGUGUAAAUCAGGCUAGGGACAGUGAAUGUGAAAACAUCACAUGACUGACUUCCAGCUUGAGAUUCGGGGAAUGAUGGGAUUGAUAGCCUGUAUCAAUUACAGUCAUUCUUGUGCAUGGAUCGGUUUCCGACAGAUUAACAAAGUUUCAGACUAAGAAUUAGAGGUUUGAUUGUGAUACACUUUGAAUUGUGACUCUUCUUAUUCUGGCCUGUGAUUCCUUCAAGAAGUAUAGCUAUAGGUGUAACUUUUGCCAUAUUUUUAGAUUAAUUGUGACGUAAACCUGUAAAUUGCGACAUUGACCUGUAAAUUGUGACAUUGACCUGUAAAUUGUGACAUAAACCUGUAAAUUGUGACAUUGAUGGUUGGAAUUGAAAUCUGCUUUUGAUGUAAUCACUUUAUUACAUGUGCAUGUAUACCUUUUACUUGUCAUCAAGUUGCUCUGUAACUUUUUUAAUAACUGUUGCAAUAUGAAAGACUAAAUGUGAUUUUGUCACAAAGUAAGUAAUAAAAAGGAAAAGCUC